AUAUCCAUGAUAGAUAAACUUAUUGUACAUAUCUUCAAUAUUAAUAACAAGAAAAAUCUAGAAAAUUCAAAUACAUUUUAUCCCAUAUAACAUUAUUAUUGUGCGAUCUGUGUUAAUUUAUUUCACGAUGUCAGAAAGUAAAAACGAUAAAUCAAAGAUUGAUUUAGGAUUAUUAGAAGAGGAUGAUGAAUUUGAAGAAUUUCCUGCAGAAGAUUGGACUGCAGUAGAUGAAGACAACGAGGAUAUUAGUGUCUGGGAAGAUAAUUGGGAUGAUGAUGAUGUAGAAGAUGAUUUUAAUCAACAAUUAAGAGCACAAUUAGAGAAACAAAAGGCUCAAAACAAAGGAAAGGAAUCAUAAUGAAAUUAUAAAUUAUGUUAUUAUUCAUAAAUAUAUAUUAACUUAUUAAGAUUUCAUACA
Messenger RNA from Apis mellifera (honey bee), 418 nucleotides. RefSeq names its product 26S proteasome complex subunit SEM1 (gene Sem1). Gene Ontology annotation, cellular component: proteasome regulatory particle, lid subcomplex; proteasome complex. The transcript has 4 exons. The record is from RefSeq and is a predicted model, not a curated record. Bases 128 to 358 code for a protein of 76 amino acids. Lineage: Eukaryota; Metazoa; Arthropoda; Insecta; Hymenoptera; Apidae. Gene Ontology annotation, biological process: double-strand break repair via homologous recombination; mRNA export from nucleus; proteasome assembly.